AUGUAUUCAACGAGGCCUCCUAACAUUCCCCUCAUUAAAUGGAAACUCCCACCAAAAUUUAUUCUCAGUAACCAUUUGCUUGUUGCAAGUGGUGAAGAUAGCACAGAAACGGGUUCUGAAAAUUUGAGGAUUGCAAAAGUCUUGGAAGGUUUCUAUCCACACCGCUCUCUCAUCCAUUCCCGGUAUCCUUUCAUCUCACCGGCGGCUGUACAAGUUGAUGACACCAAUACUCCUACCAUCCGUGUCACUCCCAUUGAGGACGACGACGAACAACCUGCUCUUCAAUCCUCCAUCGCUUCCCCAUCUUUUUUUGGGCUUGGACCUGACUUGAGCCUAACUGCUCUGGCUGCCUUGUUGAAUACCAAGGAACAGGGGAGUCUAGUCAAUGCGGAUUUACUUGUCAAGUUUCUCACUGACCCCACUAUCAUCAACAACCUCUUGAAUGCUGCUGCUAAACCACUUGAGACUGGGAAUAACAACAACACCACCAAACCACCUCCUCAACAUGUCACUACUUCCUCGGCCAACUCACCUCCUGGAAACGGUGUUACCCCUUUUUUGGCGGCUGCACAGUCCAUUGUUUCUCAUGUACCUACUCAGCCGAUGGCUCCCCUUGUUUUGAACACUUAUCCAUCGUCUUGUGCGGUCAAGCCAUUGCCGAGAGUUGAAAAAUCCCUGGAAACAAGCUCAGUAGUAGUCUCAGAACCCCAAUGUAGAUCCGGCACUUGGAAUAUGAGUAGGGUCGAGGAAUCAGCGGGAACUGGAACAGAUGCUCAAAGUGCUUACGCGAUGAACAUAACACGUGAUGACUAUUUCAAAAACCUUAUCAGGGAACACGGGGGUGUUGUUGCUCCGGCAACUAACAAUAACAAAAGACGAUUUGAUAAUAAUAAUAAUAAUAACGAUGACAAGAAGAAAGCACUAGCAGUUAAGGUAAAGUCUCAGAAACCAUGCAUGUUUUUCGGAAGAGGCAGAGGGUGUAAGCUCGGGGAGAGUUGCUUAUACCUUCACGACCCCUCCAAAAGGUUGUCGACUUAUGAUGUAGCUGCUGCUGCUGCUCCCAGAGCUAAGAGACUCAAGUUCAGAACGUGACCAAGUAGGUACUAGUAAAUAGCUUCAUAGCAAUAGCCAAGAUUAACAAGUGAUCCCAUGUUUGGUUCCCCCUGUUACCUUUCUUUUUCGUUUCCAAACGUUGACCAAAAUUCUAGCCUACAAUUCUCCUCAGUAUAUUGUCAAAUUAUUAUUAUUUUUCCCAGCAAAAAAAAAACUGAAGAGAUAAUGAUUGAAACGGAUUUAUUAUAUUUCAAAAAUAUAGAAACAUCAACUAAACGUAGUAUAUUACACAAGUAGAGAUAGUAAGAGAAGAGAAAGAAGCAUAGGCAACCAAAGAAAACCAAAU
Molecule: messenger RNA, 1399 nt
Organism: Brassica napus (rape)
Lineage: Eukaryota; Viridiplantae; Streptophyta; Magnoliopsida; Brassicales; Brassicaceae
Product: zinc finger CCCH domain-containing protein 68-like
Exons: 3
Coding region: 1-1092 (363 amino acids)
Molecular function (GO): metal ion binding
Source: RefSeq, a predicted model, not a curated record